This is a messenger RNA of Lynx canadensis (Canada lynx), 1197 nucleotides long. It is a transcript of the gene LYPD5, whose product is annotated as LY6/PLAUR domain containing 5. Gene Ontology annotation, cellular component: plasma membrane. Lineage: Eukaryota; Metazoa; Chordata; Mammalia; Carnivora; Felidae. The transcript has 6 exons. The coding region runs from base 1 to 1197 and encodes 398 amino acids. The record is from RefSeq and is a predicted model, not a curated record.
AUGGUGGUCACCUUUGCUCCAGUCAAGGUUACAACCGAAGUAAAGUCUGUUGAAAUGCACCAUGAAGCUUUGAGCGAGGCUCUUCCUGAGGACAGCGUGGGCUUCAGGGUCAAGAACAAAUCUGUUAAAGAUGUUCGUCAUGGCAGUGUGGCUGGUGACAGCAGACGUGACCCACCGACGGCAGCAGCUGGCUUCACAGCUCAGGUGAUUAUCCUGAACCAUCCGGGCCACAUCAGUGCCGGAUAUGCACCUGUGCUGAAUGGUCACACGGCCCACGUUGCUCACAAGUUUGCUGAGCUGAAAGAGAAGAUUGAUCGUCAUUCUGGAAAAAAGUUGGAAGAUGGCCCCGAGUUCUUGAAAUCUGGUGAUGCUGCCUUCGUUGAUACGGCUCCUGGCAAGCCGUCUCAACUCUGCAAGCUGGCAAUGGAUGUCCCCAGAACCAUCGUGCUCUUCCUCUUUGGGGCUGUGUUCUGCCGGACAGAGUCCCAAGCCCAGCAAUGCUACAGCUUUCAACACAUCUACUUCGGGCCCUUUGACCUCAGUGCUGUGAAAUUCCACAACAUCUCCUGUCCCCACGGGUGCUCUGAGGCAGUCUUGUCCCUGGACACUGGGUACCGCGCCACGGUGACCGUGGUACAGAAGGGCUGCUGGACAGGCCCGCCUACGGGCCAGAUGCUGUCCGACGACCGCGCGCUGCCGCCCGACUACUCGGUGGUGCGCGGCUGCACGACCGACUUGUGCAACGCCGACCUCAUGACCCACGACACCAUCCCCAAUCUGAGCCCCGCGCCCAUCCCGCCGACUCUCAGCGGCAUGGAGUGCUACGCCUGCCUGGGGAUCCACCCGGAGGACUGCACCCCGGAGAAGUCCCGACGGGUCCAGUGUCACCAAGACCAAAGCGUCUGCUUCCAGGGCAAUGGCCAAAUGACCGUCGGCAAUUUCUCAGUCCCAGUAUACAUCAGGACCUGCCACCGGCCGUCCUGCACCAUCAAGGGCACCUCCAGUCCCUGGACAAACAUUGACCUUCAGGGCUCCUGCUGUGAGGGGCAACUCUGCAACAGGGACUCCGUGACCCAGUCCUUCACCACCGCCUCGGCUGCUGCCACCCCUUCCCAGGCGCCCCACGGCAUGGCCCUGCUCCUCAUGGUCCCCCUGCUGGCUGGCACUCUUGGAGGCCCCCUCCUGCCCUCCUCCUAG